UUCCGCCACCCACCCGGUAUUUGUAGGCAAGCACAGACAGUUAACUUACUACUGCUUAGGAAAAGGUGAUAGCGCGAGAAUAGACUAUUAUUAAUAUAAAUACAAUUAUAAACAAUUUCAGUGGUCUUAGAACUUGUUCUUUAAGGUGUACUUUAAUUUAACGAGUCGUUAAUUGGCGUUUUAGGUGAAUUGUAGUAAAUCUUUUUUUUGUUUUGUUAUUAAGGCAUGGCCGACAUCGACAAGCUCAACAUAGACAGCAUCAUUCAGCGACUCCUGGAAGUGAGAGGAUCAAAGCCUGGUAAGAAUGUUCAACUGCAGGAGAAUGAGAUUCGUGGCCUGUGUCUGAAAUCCCGCGAGAUCUUCCUCAGCCAGCCCAUCCUGCUAGAGCUAGAGGCCCCACUAAAGAUCUGUGGUGACAUCCACGGGCAGUACUACGACCUGCUGCGGCUGUUUGAGUAUGGUGGCUACCCUCCCGAGAGUAACUACCUGUUCCUGGGGGACUACGUGGACCGAGGGAAACAGUCCCUGGAGACCAUCUGUCUUCUGCUUGCCUACAAGAUCAAAUACCCUGAGAACUUCUUCCUGCUCCGUGGCAACCAUGAAUGCGCCUCCAUCAACCGCAUCUAUGGCUUCUAUGAUGAGUGUCGAAGGCGCUACAACAUUAAGCUGUGGAAGACCUUCACCGACUGUUUCAACUGCCUCCCCAUCGCCGCCAUCGUGGACGAGAAGAUCUUCUGUUGCCAUGGAGGUCUGUCCCCAGACCUGCAGUCUAUGGAGCAGAUUCGGCGUAUCAUGCGGCCCACAGACGUGCCAGACCAGGGUCUGCUGUGUGACCUGCUGUGGUCCGACCCUGAUAAGGACGUGCUGGGCUGGGGCGAGAAUGACCGUGGCGUCUCCUUCACCUUCGGUGCAGAGGUGGUGGCAAAGUUCCUGCACAAGCAUGACCUGGACCUCAUCUGUAGAGCACACCAGGUGGUAGAGGAUGGUUAUGAGUUCUUUGCCAAGCGGCAGCUGGUGACACUCUUCUCGGCGCCGAACUACUGCGGCGAGUUUGACAAUGCGGGUGCCAUGAUGAGCGUGGACGAGACUCUCAUGUGCUCUUUUCAGAUCCUGAAACCAGCAGAGAAGAAGAAGCCUAACUCAAGUCGCCCGGUGACUCCACCCCGCAACAUGGUGACCAAGCAGAAGAAAUGAGGCGAUGUGGCCAGUGCCUUGGCCGCCAUUUUGGACUCGUCUUUUUUUUUUCCCGGCUGCCGCAAUAUCUGGCACAAGUGUCGCACGGACUCAGUUAAAACUGUUCAGUUUUCCUUGUUUUAGAUUUAUUAUUUUUUGGUAAUUUUUUUUCUCUUCUUUUCUCCGUUUUGUUCUUCUACAUGGCGACUGAGGAGAAGCAUGGAGUGUAGGGACAGGGCGCAUUCAUUCUGUCCAUUUUGGUUUUUUUGGGUUGUUUCUUUUUGUUUUUCAAAACUAAAAUGGAUUUUGGGGGGGUUUUAUGUGUUGUGUGGAGUUUUGUUUUUGUUUUUUAAAUGGAAGCCUUCAGUACUUUUAGGAUGCCAAUUUCAGUUUUCCCAUUUCAUUAGUCGGUGACGACUCUGCACCAGGUAACACAGGGAAGAUCUUAAGCAGGGGUGGGACUGCCCCUCCACACAGCUGCUGUGGUGCAGGCCUUUGGCUUUUUUCUUGCUCCCCAGGUACCCGUUUAAACCACUGUGAAACAAUAAGAUGUAAAACGUAUUCACUUUAAUAUGAAGCACCGCCGCUCUAGCUUUGCCUACCUUUUUGUUCAGCAAAUGUGCCAGAUCUGCGCUGUGCUUCCCAACAGCUCAUUUCCUUAUAAUGGUUUUGUCCCCCUUUUUUUUUUUUUUUUUUUUUUUUUUUUUUUUUUUUUCUUGAACGAGGACAGAGACCCCAUGAUUGUACCCUCCAUGAAUUUAUCGGUCUGUAGCAGUGUAUGAAAGGAUGUAUGCAGAGCUGUGUGUGUGCGCGCGUGCGUGUGUUUAUUGAAACGGAUUAUAUCAAGAUAUACUUCAAAAUUCAGUGCUAUCUUAGCUCUGUAGAUCUCAGUACUGUUUUGUUUUUUUAACAGGAUGCCUAUUUUUACUUUUUUCUUCUUGACCUGAGACUUCAGUCGUUUUGGCUCCAGAAGCUUUUGUAUCGGAUAUGAGCAUGUGAAUAUAUAAGUUUCUCAUGAGGACUUUUUUGUUGCAUGCAUCUAGGUGUAGCCACGUAGGGUAUAGACAGGACGUUGACUCUGCCGCAGGAUAUGCACUUUCACAGCAUGUCUCCAGAUAAUGUAGCGCAACAUCAGGUAUAUCCAUGACUUCAACUUCUGCCUUUGCAUUCUAAUCUUUCCUCCUCUUGUCAUCCAAACCCACUGUAUAUAGUUUUGUUUAGUCUUGGCAAUAACUUACAAUUUUCCACGUUAUAAAGAAUUGUAAUACUUGCUAAAUAAAUUUAAGUGGGAUGGGGAGGGUUGGGAAAAUGAUCUCCACUUUGUGUUUUAAUUAUCUAGAAACAUCUCAGGGAUGAGCCUGUUCACCCCUUCUCUUCAUCCUGCUAGUUCUCUUAUUUGAUUGUUACUUUGCUUGUGCAGCUGAAUUUGAACUGGAGUUAAGAGGCAAUUUUAACUGGGAGAACCUCUUCAUAGAUAAAGCACACCAUCUAAUGGUACUCUGUACCAUACUUGCAGGUUAAAAUGGUCAUGAGCAGGAGCAGUAAACUGUAUUUUGUGAAUUAGAGGAUGCAUCAAAUACAUUUACAUUGCUUUAUUUCUUAUAUAAACAAAUACAUUCUGUAAUACAAUAAAAAAAAUGAUUGCAAGGAUUUGAUUCAAAAAACAGAUCUGUGCAAAUCAGGUACAACUCUUAGACCCCAAUCAUAAUGGGCUCAAUGGAUUUGUACUCUUAAAACUUGGAACUGAAACAUUUGCCAUCACACGAGUAAAGUCUGUGAGAACC
Electrophorus electricus (electric eel) is the source of this 2957-nucleotide messenger RNA. NCBI's taxonomy places the organism in Eukaryota, Metazoa, Chordata, Actinopteri, Gymnotiformes, Gymnotidae. The record is from RefSeq and is a predicted model, not a curated record.